Cebus imitator (Panamanian white-faced capuchin) is the source of this 2639-nucleotide messenger RNA. RefSeq names its product multiple inositol-polyphosphate phosphatase 1 (gene MINPP1). The record is from RefSeq and is a predicted model, not a curated record. The transcript is spliced from 6 exons. Bases 242 to 1717 code for a protein of 491 amino acids. Lineage: Eukaryota; Metazoa; Chordata; Mammalia; Primates; Cebidae. Gene Ontology annotation, molecular function: acid phosphatase activity; inositol phosphate phosphatase activity.
CCACAAGCUCCUCAGGGUUUUCCGCUGGGUCCUCCCUUGCCACAGGUCUACAGGGAUACUCCGAGCUUUCCUCCCGGACGCAGGACACUACGCCAGCCGCCAGGACCUCUUCGAAGGCAGCGCAGGCGCAACCCGAAGGCCACGGGCCGGAAGCGCCCCCCGGGACCCGCCCCCUGGUCACCGGAGCCGGAAGCUGCGCAUCCGCAGCCGGCGCGGCGCGCUCCACGCACCGCCCCGCAUCAUGCUCCGCGCGCCCCGCUGCCUCCUCCGGACCUCCGUAGCGCCUGCCGCGGCCCUGGCUGCGGCGCUGCUCUCGUCGUUUGCACGCUGCUCUCUUCUAGAGCCGAGGGACCCGGGGGCCUCAUCGCUCAGCCCCUAUUUCGGCACCAAGACUCGCUAUGAGGAUGUCAGUCCCGGGCUGCUGGCGGGCACCGAGGCUCCGUGGCGGGACCCUGAGCUGCUGGAAGGGACCUGCACCCCGGUGCAGCUGGUGGCCCUCAUUCGCCACGGCACCCGCUACCCCACAGCCAAACAGAUCCGCAAGCUGAGGCAGCUGCACGGGCUGCUGCAGGCCCGCGGGUCCAGGGAUGGCGGGGCCAGUAGUACCGGCAGCCGCGACCUGGGUGCCGCACUGGCUGAUUGGCCUUUGUGGUACGCGGACUGGAUGGACGGGCAGCUGGUGGAGAAGGGACGGCAGGAUAUGCGACAGUUGGCGCUGCGUCUGGCCUCUCUCUUCCCGACCCUUUUCAGCCUUGAGAACUACGGCCGCCUGCGGCUCAUCACUAGCUCCAAGCACCGCUGCGUGGAUAGCGGCGCCGCCUUCCUGCAGGGGCUGUGGCAGCACUACCACCCUGGCUUGCCGCCACCCGACGUCGCAGAUAUGGAGUGUGGACCUCCAAGGGUUAAUGAUAAACUAAUGAGGUUCUUUGAUCACUGUGAGAAGUUUUUAACUGAAGUGGAAAGGAAUGCUACAGCUCUUUAUCACGUGGAAGCCUUCAAAACUGGACCAGAAAUGCAGAACAUUUUAAAAAAAGUUGCAGCUACUUUGCAAGUGCCAGUGAAUGAUUUAAAUGCAGAUUUAAUUCAAGUAGCCUUUUUCACCUGCUCAUUUGACCUGGCAAUUAAAGGUGUUAAAUCUCCUUGGUGUGAUGUUUUUGACAUAGAUGAUGCAAAGAAGAAAGGAGAGGUAUUAGAAUAUUUAAAUGAUCUGAAACAAUAUUGGAAAAGAGGAUAUGGGUAUACUAUUAACAGUCGAUCCAGCUGCACCUUGUUUCAGGAUAUCUUUCAGCACUUGGACAAAGCAGUUGAACAGAAACAAAGGUCUCAGCCAGUUUCUUCUCCAGUCAUCCUUCAGUUUGGUCAUGCAGAGACCCUUCUUCCACUGCUUUCUCUCAUGGGCUACUUCAAAGACAAGGAACCUCUAACAGCUUACAAUUACAAGGAACAAAUGCAUCGGAAGUUCCGAAGCGGUCACAUUGUACCUUAUGCCUCAAACCUAAUAUUUGUGCUUUACCACUGUGAAAAUGCUAAGCCUCCUAAAGAACAAUUCCAAGUGCAGAUGUUAUUAAAUGAAAAGGUGUUACCCUUGGCUUACUCACAAGAAACUGUUUCAUUUUAUGAGGAUCUGAAGAACCACUACAAGGACAUCCUUCAGAGUUGUCAAACCAGUGAAGAAUGUGAAUUAGCAAAGGCCAACAGUACAUCUGAUGAACUAUGAGUAAAUGAAGAACAUUUUUAAUUCUUUAGAAAUCUAUAAGGAGUGAUUACAUGCUUGUAAUAGGUAGGCAAUCCCUUGAUUACGGAAAGCUUUUAUAUUACUUGAAUGUUUCUGUCUUUUCACAGAAAAACAUUUAGUUUCUCUUUGGGUUUGAACAUGAGACAUAAGAAAUGAUUUUUCACUGGAGCAGCUCUCUUAAGGGGAAACAAAUCUAUUCAGAGAAACAGCUGGCCCUGCACAUGUUUACAAAAUGAAAUUCUUCCUACUUAUAUAAGAAAUCUCACACUGAGAUAGAAUUAUGAUUUCAUAAUGAUACUUGAAAAGUGCUGGAGUAACAAAACAUCUCAGUUGGACCAUCCUUAACUUGAUUGAACUGUCUAGGAACUUUACAGAUUGGUCUGCAGUUCUCUCUUCUUUUCCUCAGGUGGGACAGUUCUAGCAUUGUCUUUCUGAAUCAGGAAUAUUGUGAUAAGCUGGGAGUAUCACUUUGGAAGAAAGUACAGUAAUGUCUCUAGAUGAGAAUUUGAAACAAGAAAUAACGUUGUAAAAGGACACCUUCACUGAAGCAAGUCAGAAAGUACAAUGAAAAUAAAUAUUUUUGGUAUUUGGUAUUUAUAAAAUAUUUGAAAUUUUUUCAAGAAUUCCUUUUUACUUCUAGGAAGUCUCACAAGACCAUCUUAAAUUAUUAUUAUAUCUGUUUGGACAAUUAGCAACAAGUCAGAUAGGUAGAAUCAAAGUUUUUCAAAUCUAUUUCUUAGCUAACUUUUUCAUUCUGUCGCUUGGCUUCUAUUUUUAUAUUUUGCUAUUAUAUGAAAUAUAUUUUUUGGUUGUUUGAUUUCUCUUUCUUUCUUUAUAAAUAGUUCUGAGUUCUGUCAAAUACCAUGAAAGCAUUUGGUAUAAUAAAGAAAAUUCUUAUAACUUU